Molecule: messenger RNA, 1249 nt
Organism: Penaeus vannamei (Pacific white shrimp)
Lineage: Eukaryota; Metazoa; Arthropoda; Malacostraca; Decapoda; Penaeidae
Source: RefSeq, a predicted model, not a curated record
UCUUCUUCUUCUGGCGGCACCGGGUCUAUUGCCAGCCCAUGGCCUUCAGCUGGUUCUCCCUGUGCGAGUACGUGAUCGCCACCUGCAACAUGCUGUACCACGUGAGCGUCGCCCUCGACUUCUCCGAGGAGCACCUCAUCGUGGGCCACAUCAUCUCCUCCUCGACGGCCGCCCUCGCCUCCUCCGCCUCCUCCAACUCCCUCUCCACCGCCGCCUCCGCCUCGCACCGCCACUCGCUCUCCACCUGCGAGUCGAUGGCCACGUGCGAGGGCGGCGCCACGCCCACGUCGCCGCCCACCAGGAACGGGCGGCUAGACGAGGCGCUGGCGCCCGAGGGCCCGCUCCCGGCGGCGCCGCAGCCCCUGCCGCCGUCCGUGGGCGGCCCGCCCGCGGGAAGGCCGGGACGCGGCGAAGGCCGAGAGCCCCGCGGCGGAGGCGCCCUCGUGCGUCGCGGGCGGCGCGGGCGUGGGGGCGGCGGAGGAGGAGGCGCCGCCGGCGGUGGUGCACCAGGUCCUCAACACCAUCCACGAGGGCGCCGAGCCGCCGGCGCAGCGCGUGAACGGGCCGGCAGAGCCGCCCGCGGCCGCGCUGGUGCAGCGGAGACCCGCCCCGAGCAGCGCGAGUCAGCCCACGCCCAUACAGGGCGCCCCCGACGCCGCUGCACCCCACGCCCACAGCGAGUGAGGCGGGGACUUGGAGACUCCGCCCAUCUAUCCGGAGAGUGCAAGCGAGGGCGCCUGCACGCCGCCCAUCCCCUCGGUGGAGGCCGCCCCGCGCACGAAGGACCGGAGACGCCUCCGCGCCAGCUCCCGCAGGAGGCCCGGGCCCGGCGGCAGCGAGCGAGGGCGCGGGCGCCGCCCUCGAGCCCUCGCCGCCGGCGGCGCACGCGGGACGCCUCGGGCUCUCGGCGUGUCCCUCGGGGCCUCCCCUCGGGGUCCGGCGGAGGGCGCCUCGCCGAGGGCGGCGGCGUGGGGGGCGGCUCGGGCCCGCGGGCGUCGCCUCGGCGGGCGGCUUCGCUUCAGCCUCCGCCCGGAGCGCCGUCGUAGCUAAGCUGAGAUUGUAUAAUUCGCCGCAGGUUUCUUUGAGACGUUUGGACACAAAAGAGCAAAUGCUAUUCCGUCAGAGGAAGCAAAGCAGGUAGCAGAUUGGUCGAAGAAUAAGGUCAUUUCUUGCUUGUAGUUGGUUUAGCCUCGGAGGAAUCCUGCACUCGAAUGUAGACCUUGCAACUGAAAAUUUUCAUUGUAGUCGA